Molecule: messenger RNA, 699 nt
Organism: Spirodela intermedia
Lineage: Eukaryota; Viridiplantae; Streptophyta; Magnoliopsida; Alismatales; Araceae
Source: the annotation of a GenBank genome assembly
AUGGGCUGCGCUUCUUCGAAGGCGGUAACGAGGUCGAGGAGCUUCCGGGAAGAAAGCGGCCACAGCUUCCGCAGAACCAGCGGCGUGGUGCCGACCCUUGGAAGCCUUCUUGCCGCCAUGAGCGGCGGCGAUGGCAACCUCGUGGCCCUUCUCUCCGCCGCCCCACGGAAGCUCACGGCGGCGAAGAACGCUGCCCCGGAUACGAGCAAGCCCUCCGACGCACUCGCCGGAGAGCCCACAAUCCCUGAAACUAUCGACGCCCAGGAGUUGAUGGCGGAUUUACAGGAAAAUGGAGAAAGCUUUCGCGCUGCGGAGGACGGCGGCGCCGGCGGCGGCUGGAAGGGUCCGAGAAGGAAGGGGGUGGCGGGGGAGCCUCCGGCUCUGAGAAUCCCCAGCGGAUUUGAGUUUUCCCGCUCCGGAGAUCUCGGAGAGUGGCUGAAAGGCGGCGGCGUGGUUUUCUCCCCGGGGUCCUACGCCACCCCCAGGUUCGGGAAUUGCACCGCACGCGGCGGCGGAGGCGGAGGCGCCGCCGCCGCUGAGGGGGACUGGUUCGACCAGCAGCUGGUGACGGAGUUGGAAGAAGCCAUGGCGGUGCUGAGCGCGGAGGAGGAGAAGAUUUUGGAGAGUUUCCCCGGGGGAUUCCAGGAGGAAGACGGAGAGGAAGACUUUGUCGGCUUAAGGUCACAGAUCGAUUCCUGA